This is a messenger RNA of Trametes versicolor FP-101664 SS1, 234 nucleotides long. Its product is annotated as winged helix DNA-binding domain-containing protein. The transcript has a single exon. The annotation marks the transcript as partial. Lineage: Eukaryota; Fungi; Basidiomycota; Agaricomycetes; Polyporales; Polyporaceae. Gene Ontology annotation, biological process: regulation of transcription by RNA polymerase II. The record is from RefSeq and is a predicted model, not a curated record. Gene Ontology annotation, molecular function: DNA-binding transcription factor activity, RNA polymerase II-specific; RNA polymerase II cis-regulatory region sequence-specific DNA binding.
UCAUACGCGAUGCCCGUCCUGAUCAUACUCGCUAUUCAUGGUAGCCCCGACCGACGGCUCACCUUGCUAGAGAUCUACAGUGCGUUCGAGGAUAGGUUCGAGUGGUACCGCCAGAACACGCAAAAACUUCAAUGGAAAAACAGUAUCCGCCACAAUCUAUCGCUGUACAGGUGCUUUCGGAGGAUGUCCAAGCCGGUCGGCGACCCACGAAAAGGCAGCUUCUGGGUUGUCGAC